This is a messenger RNA of Cercospora beticola, 1894 nucleotides long. RefSeq names its product MFS transporter. Gene Ontology annotation, biological process: transmembrane transport. Lineage: Eukaryota; Fungi; Ascomycota; Dothideomycetes; Mycosphaerellales; Mycosphaerellaceae. The record is from RefSeq and is a predicted model, not a curated record. Gene Ontology annotation, molecular function: transmembrane transporter activity. Gene Ontology annotation, cellular component: plasma membrane.
AUGGAGCCCAGCGCAUCAUCCAGCAAGGACUUUGGCGCGAGCAGAGACGAAGAGAAGCACGAAGAAGGCCGCGCGAGCAAUUCAGACGACAACGAGUCAACCAGCCCUGCAACCGAAACCGAUCUGGAGAAGCAGGAAACAGCACAGGAACCGAUACGCUCACCAUCUCAAAGCCGCCACGAGCGCAAACGCUCAGCCUCGCGCUCCCGAUCACAAUCCUGGCCACCUCUUGCACGCCUUGUCUCCCACAUCUCUCUGAGGAGAAAUCGGAGCCAGCCUGGUGAACCAGCUUUCCAAGUGAAGUUCGACGACAAUGAUCCCGCGAACCCGCGAGGCUGGUCGAAUGGCUACAAGGCUUGGAUCACUGUGCAACUCGGCUUUCUCGCACUCGUUGGCUCCAUUGGCAGCUCAAUCAUAUCACCCGCGCAACCCAUCAUCUCGGAAUAUGUUGGCGUCAGUGAGGAAGUCACAGUACUCGUCGUAGCACUGUAUGUGCUCGGUUUUGCUGUUGGACCAUCAGCGUGGGCGCCAAUCUCAGAAGUUUACGGGCGCAAGUGGUCAAUACUUCCUGCCAUCGCAGUACUUGGUCUAUUCAGCAUCGGCACCGCUACGAGCAAGAACGCUGCAAGUGUCUUCGUCACGCGUUUCUUUGGCGGCGUUUGUGGCUCGGCUCCCAUUUCCAACGUAUCGGCGGCAUUAGGAGACAUGUACGAGCCAAAAGCCAGAGGAAUUGCCAUGACUUUCUACGCAAUCAUGGUGGUUGGUGGCCCAACCCUGGGUCCUACUGUGGGCGCAGCAUUGACUGCCAACCGUAACUUGGGCUGGCGAUGGACUCAAUACAUCGAGGCGAUCUUUGCAUUUGCCAUGGUUGUAUUGACUCUGAUCUGUCUGCCAGAGCUCUAUGCUCCCGUCAUUCUCAAACGAAAGGCUGUGAAACUACGCAAAGACACAGGAGAUGACAGAUACUGGCAUCCUCAUGAAGCUGAACGCAUGACUUUGAGCAACAUCCUGACCAAAUACUUUGCACGUCCGCUACGCAUGUUGCUUACAGAGCCCAUGGUGGCGUGCAUUGCGUGUUACGCCUCGUACGUGUAUGCUAUCCUCUACACGACUUUGCAAGUCUUUCCGAUCGUCUUUCGAGAAGAUCGCGGAUGGGGUUUGAUUGUCGCGACUACGCCAUUUCUCGGUCUCUUCGUUGGCGUUCUCUUCGCUGUGGGCAUCAAUCUAGCCAAUCAGUCAUAUUACGCAAGAGAGGUCGCAAAGAACAAAGGUAGAGCUGCGCCUGAAGCUCGACUGCCACCCAUGCUGGUAGGCGGCAUUCUGUUCAGCGGUGGGCUGUUCUGGUUCGGGUGGACCGCGGACCCCAAGUACCACUGGAGUCUGCCCAUCGUUGCCACAGCUUUCAUCGGAGCUGGUUUCAACACAAUUUUCCAGCAAUGUCUCAACUACCUUGUGGAUGUCUACGGAUUGUAUGCUGCUUCAGCGACUAGCGCAAAUACAAUCCUGCGAUCACUCCUUGCGUGCGGGCUGCCGUUGGCCGCGAAGCCAAUGUUCCAUGGCUUGGGUGUUGGGCCUGCUACGAGCAUCCUAGGUGGUAUCUCGUGUUUGGCACUGCCUGUUCCUAUUAUCUUCAUGAAAAUCGGUCUUCGACUCAGAAAGAAGUCCAAAUUUGCACCUGUGCUAGAAGACUGAAGCAAACUUUCCAACGUGAGGAAGGCCUCCUGCUGGGUCAUACGUCUGCCCGCAAUCUUUGGUCACGAUUGUAUGGCUCGACUACGACCAAUUUUUGCACUUGAUCUGGAACCGUCUGCCUCCUGCGAUACGAAUACGCUUCUUGCCAGCGCCGUCUGGUAGAACCAACACACCGGUUAUGCCCUUCGGCGCACGGGCUCUC